Macrobrachium nipponense is the source of this 3412-nucleotide messenger RNA. RefSeq lists its product as uncharacterized. The record is from RefSeq and is a predicted model, not a curated record. The transcript has 6 exons. The coding region runs from base 636 to 1478 and encodes 280 amino acids. NCBI's taxonomy places the organism in Eukaryota, Metazoa, Arthropoda, Malacostraca, Decapoda, Palaemonidae.
UGUGUAGAAGUUUCCCCGUUGGUCUGCUGGCUCCCCUCACUGCUGGCGUCGCUCUGUUCGCGCGCGCUCACUCGCACCCCUCCUGAACGCUAACUUCCGGAUUAAUUAUUGAAUGUCAUGUAGUUCUCCACUUCCGGGCAGCCCGAUCGACUCUUAUUCCGGCUUACGGCGCCUCGGGAACGGGAUUUAAGUCGUUAUUUCAUCCUGUAAAUCAUUUCGCACGAUGAAGCACUGACGAAGAACUUCAACUGGAGGUGCAGUCAUAUCCCGCUUCCCAUUCAUUACCUGUGACCGACGCUUCCAGAUACGGCUGAUGUCUGGAUGACCUCGUAAAGCCGCGACUGGCGUGGAACAGACUGCUUGGAAGACUUUGACGAAUGUCAGGUCAAACACGCUGCCGAAAGAGAACUGUCGAACGUUAUUAAGUUCACAGAGAAAUAAGCAGUUCUUUCGUCAUCCAUUACGGAAUAUUUCAGUUUCGAAUCUGGAUAGUUUUCUCAUGGUAAUGGCAUAUUACAACAAACUGAAGAUGAUUACUGCAUUGCUUUAGUGUCGAACCAAGCGAUAAUCGUCGAAGAAGCAAAGAGAAACUCUUAAACUUAAUACAUAUAAUUUUUUUUAACAAGGAAAUCAUUAUGGUCUGGUGGUGGUGGUCUGCCAUUGUUCUGAUUUUGAUCUGCUACGAAGAAACUGCAUGUAUCCGAAUAUCGAAAGUCCAGGUUCCGAAGUACCUGGAGGUCGGGUCAUCCGGUGACCUGGACUGCACCUGGCAAGAGGAAAAUGACCAAAUGUACUCAAUAAAAUGGUACCAGGCAGCCCACGAAUUCUACAGGUAUACGCCCACGGCCAGAGAUCCUAUACAGAUAUUCGACACUCCAACUUUGGACGUUGAUCGUCAGAAGUCGUGGGGCGGCAACGUGAGAAUAGCCAACGUCACCCUCGAAGCUGCGGGUCCCUUCCACUGCGAGGUCUCCGCCGACGGUCCGACCUUCCACACGGCCUCUGGGCAAGAUACUCUCAAUAUCAUUGAUUUACCAGACGGUGGCCCAAAGAUACAAGGAAUAAGAACGCAGUAUCUACCUGGGGAGCAGGUAGACCUCAAAUGCAUGACCCUGAGGUCCAAGCCUGCUCCGGAACUCUCUUUUACCGUGAAUAAUGAACAGAUAGUGGCCAGGUGGGCGGACCCUCAGAUCAACACCGAAGAUCGCGACGGCCUAACGACCUCCACCCUCAGGGUGCGGUUCACCCUCACCCCACGCUUCAUCGAACGGGACGGCUACGCCACGGUCCGGUGCAAAGCGGAGAUCCCCGGGUUCUACAUGGACACCGCCGACGAGAUCAUCAGCACCAGAGCACCGUAUCACGCCUCCGUUCUCGACGGAGGCGCUGCCGCAGGUCGUCGAUCUGGGAUCCGAUCAACGUGUGGCAUGGUGCUGGGGACUUUACUAAUAUCGUCUUUGUACCGUCAGGUAUUCUGAACCGGUCGGUUCCAUGUCAUCCGAAGAACGAUUUACACAAUUAGGUUAAUUGCUGUUCCGCUGGAGAGGGGCAGGUCGGAUCUACCUGGAUGCGAUUCCACGCUUCGUAGAAGGGACUCGCUUUUUUGUGUAAGUUUGAAAGGAGAGAGCGAGAAAUGCGAAAGACAAUUAAGGCAAACCUAAAUGGCUCAUUUUACAUAAAAAUGCAAAGGAAAAUGGGGAGAAAGUUGCGUUAUUUUUACACGUCAAUUAUUCCUGUCAGUAAUGUUGCAUUAAUUAAUCAAAAGGAUCCUGUCAUCUAAAUUGGCUAAAUUAAUGGCCCUGUGUAGCUCCUGUCCUUAGAUGCGUAAACACAAGACAAAAGGAUCGUUCAGACAUCAAUGAUUCCAAUUAGUAGUUUGAUAUAUUAGUCACUUGGAGUAUUGUAUAUCUUUCUAGUUAUGAGAAAAUAAUGGCUCUGAUUAGCUCAGGUAAAAGUCACAAGGAACUAUUAGUAAAAAUGUAUAUUAUGCAGAACAACAAAAAGUCAUAUUAAUUAGUUAAUUAAUGAAAUUUUAUGGCUCUUGAUACGGAUGUUAUGUGAAUACUCUCAAAAUAAUUAUGCCUUUGUGCAAAAUUGAUAAGCUACCUUAAUUUCAAUAGCUGCUGCCUCAGUCUUCCUAAGUGCAUUUUUCAAUGUCUUUAUUGAGCUAGAAAAAUUAAUAUUCGCUUUUUCUUGCUUGUAUCUGCGUUUAUUUCAUAUCUUCUCAUCAUCCAAACACUGCACAUUUAUUCUCUGUAUUGAUUACCUUCACAAUAUUUGGUCUUUCUAUCGUUUAAUCAUUUUAACAUUUGUACGUGAAGUACAAACCAGCAAAUAAAAAAAAAUAAAAAAACAAAUAGAAGCGAAAAGAGAAUAUGUCGAAAAGCAAACAGCAAAAAAAAGAGAGAAAAAAAAGAAAAGUUGAGGAAAUGAACGUCGCGACAGACAAAAGAAAGAAAAAGAGUUUUGGGGGAAACAUAACAACAAUAUCCAUUCCACCUGUGGGUGAGAGAAUUAGUGAGGCACAACAGAGGAAAGAAUCAUCUCCCGAAUUGAGGUGAGCACUUCCCAAUCGGCCCUGCGCCGUCGUUAAUCGACCAUUGUCUACUUGAUAUUCCGAGUCAGUGUUUAGGGCCGCGGUAACCCCGAGUGAUAUCUGGGUACAAGAUGAACGUGACCCCCAGAUUGGGUCGUAUUGUUGGGCGCGAUUGUUUCGUUGCCUGAAUACGAUUCCCAACGAGCUCUCGAUUAUCCGGGCUCAUUUGUUCUUCGAGAGCGUGCGCGCGCGUGCCCACAUUUGCGCACAUACAUGUUCUCUCUCUCUCUCUCUCUCUCUCUCUCUCUCUCUCUCUCUCUCUGUUUAAUAAAUGUAAUCUUCUCAUGAAGUGAAAUUUUAUUGGUAAUAAAGUUUAUAAUAAUACUGCAUAUCAUUUCCACGUUACAACAGCAUACUGACUCAUUACACAUAUACUCACACAAAUUACAUGGAUUCACACUCACUCCUGAUAAGUAAUGCAUUCACUAUCUCACAAUAACUCACUCACUUAGGUGCGAUCACCUGUUCACCUUCAUUAACCGAAUCUCACUCUCAAAAACUGAAACUUAUCACUGACUUUAACUCACAAACUCAUUCCAGUAAGGUAACUCACACAAACUUUUGAGGAUGAAAGUUGGUGUGAGCUUACUUUCAUAAUCACACGUGAUAUCUACGCACACUUAGCCACUUGCAUGAGCACAAGCACAAAUUCGUAUUCGUUCAUCAAUGCACUUUCAGACUCACACUCACCACACGAAUCACAUUCACCCACCUGUUCACUCACCGACUCACUCGCUCUCUCUUCUCUCCCAGACCCUAAUCUCACUCAAUUACUGACUCCGAAUCAGUCACGGACUCACACUGACUCUCUCUCAC